This is a messenger RNA of Lymnaea stagnalis (great pond snail), 6166 nucleotides long. The record is from the annotation of a GenBank genome assembly. Lineage: Eukaryota; Metazoa; Mollusca; Gastropoda; Lymnaeidae.
CAACCACGCACAUUUUCCGCAGCAGACUUGAAUUCGAACAAAACACUGCGCCCCUUUUUCUCCAAGUGCGAACUACCUAUGGCAUGAGUGUGAGUCAGAUAUAGGCCUACUGCACAUUGGAAGACAAAGGCAGUGAGCAGAGUUACGUAACGCAGCCUCUAGUACGAAAGUUUUGUUGUUUUCAACGCGAGGUCAAGGCUAAAAAAAAAAAACCCAGCAGAAACCAGUUCGUAACGAUAAAAAAAAAAAAAGAAGUCAACGAACCAAAAACACAAUGCCGAUAGAGUUACGUAACGCAGCCUCUAGUACGAAAGUUUUGUUGUUUUCAACGCGAGGUCAAGGCUAAAAAAAAAAACCCAGCAGAAACCAGUUCGUAACGAUAAAAAAAAAAAAGAAGUCCACGAUCCUAAAACACAAUGCCGAUAGAGGAACAACAAUGAAAUACCAGGUAUGCCAGAUAACAGAAAGAUGAGGCCAUCAAGUGGAGCUAGAGCUUAUAUAAAUCUUAAUGUGUCUUUUGUCUUUUCAUCAAAAAUAUAUACGCCUACAAUAAACAAUAUUGUUAGUGGGAAUUUUCAAAAUUUAUUAUUAAAUUUGUUAAAAAAUUUUUAAAGAAUGAUUUUACCUUUAGUGAGAUGUUCACGUGAUGAGGUUUGACGAAUUUCCUUAAAAUUUAAUUAAAGUGUGCUGUAUUUAUUACCAAAAAAAAAAAAAAAAAGAAAGGGUACAAACUAAGCUUCAUUGCGGGAAAGGCUAUUUUGCGCGCUUCUAGUAAGUGGAAACAAGGGCAAUAACCUAAGGUUGUCCCUCCAGCAGACGCCCCGCAGUGAGAAUGCAAAAGAAUCUUGUCAAGUUAAUAAACUAGCCGUUCUUUAUUCUUCCAUACUGUACGUCUUUGAGCAGGGCUGGAAAGAAACAGUGGAAUUUCAAUUAGUCUACAUGUUAUUACUAUUUGAGAGUAAGGUGGGGGGGGGGGACAUGUUGUUUCCCUUACAUGAGCUAUGCACUUUGUAGAUGAUCGAGUCAGUCUACCCAUCUUCGGAUUCACCUUCGAUCGUUCAAACACAUUGCAAAGAAAUGAAAGCUUAAUUUAUAUUGUACUUGAAUUAUGUUUACUUCCUAAUUCACGCUGUCUUUUUAUUUUCCUCCUCAGAAAUAAUUUUGCGGUUAUCGGCAAAAUGCAAAAUAGGUAAAACUUUACAAUAACAUAUUUCUCGAAUAAGAAACAAGUUCACAUUGACCUUAGAAUAUUAAAAAAGAUGUCAAAGAUGUCGAGUUACAUGAGUUCCAGGCGGCGAUUCUCGGAACCUGAAAAACCUCAGCCUCGUUUUGAAUGGCGCCUGCGUGUGCACAGUCUAAUGAUGGACGACAGUGAAAAGGAAAACUGUGACGCAGAAAGGAGAGUUGACGGAAAGGACCGCAGCCGUGCCGCACACGAUGCAUCCGCAGCUCACGUCGAACACUUCAGGAGCCACCGUUCCGGAGUCGAUCCACCGGAAUCGCACAGAGAGCGCCGUGAGCGGUACUCACGGACAAAAUCUGAAGGUCAUCUUCAGCUACGGUUACGCCUAUCCAAAUAUUCAGACUACUCCAGAAGCCAGGAAGAGGAAGCACCUAUGGUUGAGGCGUAUCAUGACGUCACGCGUUCUGAAACCAAAGAGGCGCCUGGCGUUGCGCAAGAAAACAUCAUACCUGAUAAUGGACAUGACAACGGCGCCAAAGGGGGGUGCGACCCACCACAGUCAAAAGAUCAGCAUGCGUAUUCUAAGUAUGCGCAAAGUUGUUACGAGGGCGCGAUUCCGAAACGGCGUUCAAGCACAGCUGAGUCCGCUCCGGACGAACUGGUUGGUUAUUAUGAGGAGGAACAAGGUCAAGGUCAAAAAUUAUUUAGAGAACAUAAUGUUAAUGGCUUUAAUGUUGAACGUUCCAACUACAGACCAGUCGAGACGCAAAACACACCAACCGAUACUAACGCGACCAUACAGAACGAACUGUGCGGGCCGGAAAUUAGCGACCGGACACUCCCCGCUGAUGAUGAGUGCAGAGAACGGUCCGAGUCGGUUUCUGAUAACUCAGGUUUAGAAGACGGAGCCAGUGGCGUUAGCGAGCCAUCCGGCGAAGACAAAGGCGAAAUCGAAGACAUCGAGACAAUCAUUGAGCGGCUCAUAGCCGAGGAAGAAGCGAUGGCGGAUGGCCAACCGGCCAGUCUCGAGCUGGUCAAAGUCUCUCUAAAGCAUCUGAGUGACGGUGACGUGUCCGAGCUGCGGAGACAAGUGGACGAGCUGCGGGAAAAGGUGGACGACUGCAACAAGGAAGCCGAGUACGGGAUCUCGCGAGACAGCAAGAGGUCCUCGUCUCUUCCCUCGCAAGAUCGCAAUGACUUCUCACUCGUCAGGACCGUAGUGCCGUACUCAUCGUCGUGUCCGUUCACAAAGGACGCCGAGAGGGACGUCAAGGAUGAGGACGACGAAAAAGAGGAGGGAGAGUUAGACUCCUGGGCGUACCUACCGGUUAUUCUGAUUGAAGAUAUCUUCACGCUUCUUACGCCAAAGGAGCGCCACCAGGCAUCCCAGGUGUGCCGGCAGUGGUACGACCUGUUCUACUCACCUCGUGUGUGGGAGACUUUUAUACUGCUGGAGAGAACUUUGACGAAGAAGCGAUUUAACCUGUACAAGGGAUAUCAGCGGGAGCUUUGCCCGGGGAAAACACAGGUAAAAAUGAAGCCUUAGCAUCGACACACACACAUGGGUAGAAAUUAGGCCUUAGCUUCGACACACAAACACAUGUAAAAAUAUUGGCCUUAGCAUCGACAUUUAAAAACAGGUAAAAAUGAGACCUUAGCAUCAACACACAAACACGUGUAGAAAUUAGGACUUAGCAUAAACACUUAAACACAGGUAAAAGUUAGGAAUUGACAUCAACACUCAAAUACAGGUAAAAUUUAGUCCUUAACAAUACUCAAACACAGGUGAAAAAUGAGGCUUGAGCAUCAACACUCAAACACAUGUAGAAAUUAGGUCUUUGCAUCAACACUCAACACAGAUAAAAAAAAUUAAGCCUUGGAAUCAACACACAAAUACAGGUACAAAUGAGGCCUUAGCAACAACUCACAUGAGCAUUUUAAAAAAUAGGCCUUAGCGUCAGUACUUAAACACAGUUUAAAAAAAUUAGGUAUCGACAUCAACUACAAAAAAAGCAAAAUUAAGCGUAAACACACGCUGACCGUGAGAUAAAAGUGCACCUUGCCAACACAAAAAACAAUACGAAGUUAAACGCAUUACGUCUAUCCAUGGUUAAGUAAAGUUGGGUGCACGCGUACAAACUGUGCUUGAGAUUAUCGUUUUAAUUCAAAAUAGAUGUAUUCAAAUGCUCUCUCACAUAGAUACAAAUUAAAAAAAACUUAAUUUGCCGAUAACGAGACAAAGCAAAUGUUAACAUAUCAGCUGCGCAGAUGAAGGAGAACUUGACUUAAGCUUGUCUACAGAUGUUUCUGCAGAUAAAAAUACUAAGCUAUUUUUAAGUUAGGGCGAGUAUUGACAUGUAUCAAUUUAACACAAAAAAUCGUCCUUCUGUAAUUUUUACCAAUAAAUAAGUUAAUGUAUUCAAUUUUUUUUUUAAAGACAUGACUUUAUAUAUAAAAUUGUGUCAAAAUGGAUGAGGCUAAAAGUGUGUAACUCAUAUUUAUUUAAAACUGAAAAUACAUUAACAUGUAAAAUAAAUCUUGUACCUUGUUCAUCCACAGUUAUGCUUCCGGAGAGUAGGUUCCUUUUUUAAGCGAAUUGUUGUUACACCCAUAACGGACUACUUCAACCUGUACGAGUUCCUGCGUAUUCUUGCAGCAUUCCUCCAGUUCCAGGAAGACCACGGCCAGAUAGCCAUGCCGCUUCUGCACACAUUUGAUUUUACCUUUGCCUGCGCCAGUCGCAGCGAGGGCGUGGAGAUGGUGCACGGCACGGGCGGCCAGAUCCUAGAGAUGAUCAAACAGCUCCUGGUGCGCAUGAGCAACCUCAAACACCUCAAGCUCAACCAGCUUCUUAUCGACGUCAUGGAUGUCCCGUCCUUGUUCGACGCCAUCACCAACUGCUUCGGCGAAAGCUUGAGCUCCCUCGAGAUGUUGAACGUCUCCAAGGUGCCGCUGGCCCUCCCAGAGCUGGCCAGGUUCAGGAACCUGAUCAAGCUGUCAAUCAGCCCCCAGCAUCUCAGCGAGGAGGUUCUGCUCAUGUUGGCCGGCCUGAAUAUCAUGCAGCUUUUCCUCGUCCAGGACCCGUACACGUGCGAGUGCGAGCCGGUGUCCAGCGAGGCGUGGAAGCUUAUGCGUGAAAUGGCACCGUGGCUGCACGUCUAUUUGGAAGUUUCGGGAAGAGCGAAGUCGAAGGUGUUGAUUCAACCCCGAGCGCCCGUCCACGGUAUAUUCCUACGCACUCCUUACACGCGACUGACCAGCGAUCUUGUCAUGUCGUUGGUGGAGCACUACAGCAAAACGCUGCGUUAUUUCGUACAAGAACGUCUGCCUAGGGUUCACGGCCCGCGUGGUUUCAACUUCAGAUGUGAUUCGUCGCUUCUGUUUUUGGUUCGACGCUGCAGGUCCUUGCACACGUUAAUUAUCCGAGAGCGCAUCAGCACGGCGACCCUGAUUCUUGUCGCAAACGAAGGGAAGCGUCUCUCAACCCUGCUCGCCAGGAAAUACGGACUUAUAAAGCGUUGUGAUUGGCUGCGCUGUGGUGAAAUGUCCAAAGACUUCUACGCCCACCUGAAACGGGCUUCGCUUAAUUACGACGAGUGUACGGACGAGGUGUGUCGGCUCUUGCAGAGACGGUGGCGACCUCUAACGGACAGGCAAUUCAUGCGCUUGAAAAUAGUUCCAAGACUUCAAGUGUUUUGAUGCACAAAGCAAAAUCCUAUUGUAACAAGAGGUGUACCGAAGACAUAUGGUUCCCACGACAAGAACAAAAAUGUCACCCCCAUCCAGGAGUCAAUUCCCGCAAUAACUCAUGAGAACACCGUUCCUGGAUUUUGUUGUUUGUUGUUGCUGCUAAGUAAUAAGUACAGUUGAUUUCUUUACUUAAUCACAUUUAAUAGAACUCUUUCCUGCUUCAUAUAUGGGGUACGACCAUGGAGGAAAAAAUAUUUAUUUUCGGAUUUUAAAAAAUAGCACAUUGGAAUGGUUCAUAUCAUUUGCAGUCUUCGUGGUUUGACUAAGUAAACAUUGAUUGGAUGACGUCACCGUGAAUUGAAAGGAAAGAAAUUGUUAAGAUUAAAAUAAUACAUUUUAAAAGUCAAUAUUUAUUAUUGGGUCUGAUUUAAUUAGCCUAACUCUACUUACUGGAACAGAGUUUGGAAAAUACAAACACGAUUUUGGAACCAACCCAAAUUGAACAAAGUAGGUUGCGUCCAUGGGCAAGCUACUCUCUUCUACAAAAAACAAAUGUGGACAUAUCCCAUAGUGUGUUUUUUCUCUCUUUUUUUGAGGGAAAAAAAGGUUCCCCAACGAGGAUCUAGAGACUAUACUAAUCUGACUACUAAUGUAUUGAUCAUUGUUCUAACGGUGAAAGAUUUGGACUCCACGUGUCAAAAAUUUUGGGAAAAUGCCCAACAUGACUUUUCUGGCGAGACCUUAUCACCCCGAUCGUAGCCAAACGAAGUGAAUAAAUGACAGUGCUAAAAAAUGUAAACAUUAAACCUGCCAUUAUGCAAACAUUAUGGGGUUAACAUGACACGGCCACCGGUCGUAAGGUCAAAGGUCAGCCUACACGUUCUAAAAUAAAGUCACGCACCCAGUGGCGUAUCUAAGGGCUGCAAACGGGGUGACCGAUAUGGGGGGCACCUUUGGGGUUGUUUUUAUGUUUAAUGUAUAUAUUAAUUAUCUAUAUGCAUGUAUGUUAGUGUGCUAAAAAUGACAAACCCAAGAGUUCACCCAAGGCCACGUUUAACCAAGGCAAUCCAUUGCAUACACUCUAAAUUAUUAAACAAGUUAAAAUAUCUUGAAAAGUUGUAUUAUCUAAAUUUGUAUAUGUCAGAUAAGGUAUCUAGAAAUUAAGGAGUUAAAUACAUAUUUAACGAAAUUUAUAUUUUUGUAAUUUGACAUGCAAUUAAAAUUCCAAUUUGAAAAAAAAAUAUUCAAGUCUUAAUGAAAUAUAACAAGUGUGUUUAAAUAGUAUUUCUUUUU